Molecule: messenger RNA, 1838 nt
Organism: Charadrius vociferus (killdeer)
Lineage: Eukaryota; Metazoa; Chordata; Aves; Charadriiformes; Charadriidae
Gene: TMEFF2
Product: transmembrane protein with EGF-like and two follistatin-like domains 2
Exons: 13
Coding region: 1-1296 (431 amino acids)
Molecular function (GO): protein binding
Source: RefSeq, a predicted model, not a curated record
AUGGAGGAUGCAGAGAAGAUGGAGUUAGUGAUUGCCAUCUUUGCUUCAGUCUUUACUGCUAAGUCUUUACCACAGGAGUCCCAGACCCUAGAGAUAGAAACAGUUCAGGUGUUUCUCUUGACAGCAUUGGCACAUGGAGACAGGAGUGGGCCCCAGUUCUGCAUCUCCAUUCAGUACUCUGCUGGGAAGAGAGUAGCAAAAAUAAAGCUCAAGUAUCUCCACAAAGUGGAGGUCACCACCACCACCACCUCUUUCAGUUACGAUGACAGAGAAAAUGAUCUCUUUCUCUGCGACACCAAUACCUGUAAAUUUGAUGGGGAAUGUUUAAGGAUUGGAGACAGUGUGACUUGUGUCUGUCAGUUCAAGUGUAACAAUGACUACGUGCCCGUGUGCGGCUCCAACGGCGACACCUACCAGAACGAAUGCUACUUGAAACAGGCUGCCUGCAAGCAACAGAGCGAAAUACUUCUGGUGUCCGAAGGAUCAUGUGCAACUGAUGCCGGCUCAGGAUCUGGGGAUGGAGUCAAUGAAGGCUCAGGUGAAACCAAUCAAAAAGAGACAUCGACCUGUGACAUUUGCCAGUUUGGGGCAGAGUGUGACGAAGAUGCAGAGGAUGUUUGGUGUGUGUGCAACAUUGACUGUUCUCAAACCAACUUCAAUCCUCUUUGUGCUUCCGAUGGGAAAUCUUAUGAUAAUGCAUGUCAAAUCAAAGAGGCAUCAUGCCAGAAACAGGAGAAAAUUGAAGUCAUGUCUUUGGGUCGAUGUCAAGAUAAUACCACAACAACUACAAAAUCGGAAGAUGGGCAUUACGCAAGAACAGAUUAUGCAGAGAAUGCAAAUAAACUGGAAGAAAGCGCGAGAGGGAUCUACAUCCCUUGUCCAGAGCAUUACAAUGGCUUCUGCAUGCACGGCAAGUGUGAGCACUCCACUAACAUGCUGGAACCGUCUUGCAGAUGUGAUGCCGGCUAUACUGGACAACACUGUGAAAAAAAGGACUACAGCGUUUUAUAUGUGGUUCCAGGUCCAGUACGAUUUCAGUACGUCUUAAUAGCAGCUGUGAUUGGAACCAUCCAGAUUGCUAUCAUCUGUGUUGUAGUCCUCUGUAUUACAAGGAAAUGUCCCAGGAGCAACAGAAUCCACAGACAGAAGCAAAACACAGGGCACUACAGUUCAGACAACACAACAAGAGCAUCGACAAGUUCUAGUGGCAAUUUUGAGUCUACUGAACUCAGUAGUAGGGUUUUGAGUUGGUCCAAGAUCAGCGACAAUUAUGGAUGUGGGAAAGGUGAAGAAUAAUUUAACCUACAUUGAGGAGGGAUAAAAUAUUUCAGAUCCGGAGUCAACUACAUUUCAUCAGCCGCCUUCUCCCAUACCAUCUAUCUUUACUCUCCCAUAGCUUAGGAAGUCUUUGCCUUCUAAAUUAAAUCCUAACCGAAGGGGAAAUGGAAAUUCUCGGUAACCACAGUGGGAGUGUCGGGGGUAAUGUUUCAAUUUGGGAGGGAAUUAGGUGUCUGUCAAGGUGAACCCUACAAGAACGCUUUGCAGCAUCUCCAACUCUGGUCACUGGAGUGAGUGAAAAUUGCUUCUUACUGUUGAUUGAAAAUUAUUAGGUUAAAAAAGUUAAUAACAUAAUAACAGCUGAAAUGCCAGCACCAUUUGUACCUCGUGAACAUGCUGAUAUAAUUUAUUUUUUCAAAGAGAAGGUGAAAACCACUCAGAAAAUACCUUAUGAAUAACUUUAUGGGUGACCCUACUCCAUUAAAUGUAAUGAACUCAAAUGUUGGCUAUACCUCAGGAAAAUAAGGGCAUGUGUUUUGUCACAUCCACAUGAUGGACAA